GUCGAUUCUCUAUAAAUGACAAGAGUCAAUGAUUAAGAAACGCUAACAAUCAGUGAAAAUGAAACUAAUGCCAAAAUAUUUGGAUGAAUUGAAAAUCGUUAAUUAUCUUUCAAAUACAGUAAUUCGUUAACCUUGCAUUAUUUCAUGUGGGCUUUCCGUGCGAGAACAAAUUUUUGGAUUAAAUUAUUCUCUGUACUUUUCUCUAAUAGAUAAAUGUUCAACUUGCACCAUUAGGUUAUAUAUAUAUAUAUAUAUAUAUAUAUAUAUAUAAAUGUAAAAUGUAUAUUUUUGGAAAAAGUUUAAGUUUAUUUAUGCUAGUACUAGCUUCGAUAAUAAGUGUAUUAGGGCAGACUGACGAAUGUGCCGUAGAAACAAAAUCCGAGGAUAAUCUCUCUGAUGAGGAUGCAGAAAAAAUGUAUAUAACUAAAGAUAAUGAUGUAAGCGAUCAAAAAGUUUUAGAACUGAUGACAAAUAUGUCAUUAAAAAAUAGUUCUCUACAUAAAACAAAUAGCCUAAAUUGUUUAACUGGUAAAAUUUAUGGAUCGGUGGAAUUAGUCAAUGCGACAAGACUUAUGGAAUUGCUAAUCUUAGAGCCUGGACCGUCGAAUCGAACUAGGAAUGAUCAAAAUGGUAGACAACAACCAGGAACAUGCGUGCUAGUUUUGUUUUAUGCCAGAUGGUGUGUUUUUAGUAGUCAAGCAGCACCACACUUCAAUGCAUUGGCAAGAUUAUUUCCUCAUAUUAAAUGCGUAGCUAUAGAUGCGAUAAGACAUCAAAGCUUCAAUGCACAAUACGGCAUAGUAGGAGUACCAACAUUGAUGCUAGUACAUAACGGGAAACCCAUAGCUAAGUUUAAUGGCACCGUUUACAAAUUGGAGUUAUUUGCAAGACUUAUUAUGCAUUUUACCGUAUUUUAUCCGAUUAGUUUUUUGUUGGUUACAUCCGCAGAUUUCAGUGGUCCAGUACCUAGCACGCCUUCCAACGAAACUGAUUAUUGUUUAGUACUAUCUUGGAUUUUCAUUGCUGCAUGCGCUUUAUAUUUUACAUCUAAAAGCAGAUGGUGGCAACAGUUCAUUGAAUUAGUUCAAAAUACAUGGCGAGAAAGUAACGCGCAGCACGAGCACGUUGAUUAGGUUUCUUUUAUUUUUUUAUUUCUUAUUUAUUUAUAAAGCAAUAUGUUCAUCCAACUAAGAAAGUUUGACUUAAAAUAAUAGUAUUGUCGUCUUAUUUGAUAAGUAAAAAUAUAUGUUUGUUCUUUGAAAACUAA
Messenger RNA from Polistes canadensis, 1267 nucleotides. It is a transcript of the gene bug, whose product is annotated as thioredoxin domain-containing protein 15. Lineage: Eukaryota; Metazoa; Arthropoda; Insecta; Hymenoptera; Vespidae. The transcript has 4 exons. Bases 279 to 1133 code for a protein of 284 amino acids. Gene Ontology annotation, cellular component: cilium. Gene Ontology annotation, biological process: cilium assembly. The record is from RefSeq and is a predicted model, not a curated record.